GUUUAUCUCCCGCGCAUGCGCAGUGUUGAAACGGAAGCCUCUUCAGUGCAGAGCGGAAGUGGAUUCGUCCUUUUUCAACCACGGUCUGCCAUCAUGGUUUUUAAGCGCUUUGUCGAAAUCGGCCGCGUUGCAUUCGUAGCCUUCGGGCCUUACGAGGGGAAGCUGGUGGCGAUUGUAGAUGUUAUUGACCAAAACAGGGCGCUGGUGGACGGCCCGUGCACCGGGGUCAAGAGGCAGGCCAUGCCCUUCAAGUGCCUGCAGCUCACAGACUACGUCAUCAAGGUCCCUCACAGUGCCCGUCAGAAGUACGUGAGGCGAGCCUGGGAGAAGGCCGAGGUCAACAAGAAGUGGGAAGAGAGCAGCUGGGCCAAGAAGAUCGAGGCCAGGAAGAAGAGGGCAAAGAUGUCUGACUUCGAUCGCUUCAAGGUGAUGAAGGCCAAGAAAAUGAGGAACAAGAUCAUCAAGCACGAGAUGAAGAAGCUCCAGAAAGCUGAACAAAAGAAAGCAUAAACUAUCAUAAAUAAACGUGUUUGACUUGUAAACUUGA
Pimephales promelas (fathead minnow) is the source of this 547-nucleotide messenger RNA. It is a transcript of the gene rpl14, whose product is annotated as ribosomal protein L14. Gene Ontology annotation, molecular function: RNA binding; structural constituent of ribosome. Gene Ontology annotation, cellular component: ribosome; cytosolic large ribosomal subunit. Gene Ontology annotation, biological process: translation; ribosomal large subunit biogenesis. NCBI's taxonomy places the organism in Eukaryota, Metazoa, Chordata, Actinopteri, Cypriniformes, Leuciscidae. The record is from RefSeq and is a predicted model, not a curated record.